This is a messenger RNA of Scleropages formosus (Asian bonytongue), 4806 nucleotides long. RefSeq names its product midline 2 (gene mid2). Lineage: Eukaryota; Metazoa; Chordata; Actinopteri; Osteoglossiformes; Osteoglossidae. The transcript is spliced from 11 exons. Gene Ontology annotation, molecular function: zinc ion binding; microtubule binding. Gene Ontology annotation, cellular component: microtubule. The record is from RefSeq and is a predicted model, not a curated record. The coding region runs from base 399 to 2543 and encodes 714 amino acids. Gene Ontology annotation, biological process: protein localization to microtubule.
UUGAGCUUCGUCACUCUCAGUCCGGAGCGGAAAAAGCAUCGUCGGCGCUCGCAGACCCGGCCGCCUCGCUUUUCCACGGGUGGGAGGAGCCGCUUCCUGCGAUUGUGCGCUGCCUCAUUUUCCCCCCACGACGCGCACACUGACUGCGAGGGAGCCGUCCAUGCGCGCAGCCCCGAUCCGCGGACUCCGCUCUCCGCUCCGCUGUCCGGACUCCCCGCCUUCAGUCCGCAGCCGUUCGGGCGCCGCGCUCCUUCUCCCCCUCGGCCACCUUUCCGCUCCUUCCUCCGCGCCGCGCCGGACUUCACCAUGACAGCAGACAGCGCGCUCGGGCACGUACAGCUGGUUACUGACCAGCUUCUGUGGGAUUUGAUGUCGCCUCUAGAUCGGUCCGACUGAAGAUGGAUACCCUGGAGUCGGAGCUGACGUGCCCGAUCUGCCUGGAGUUGUUUGAGGACCCCCUGCUGCUGCCCUGCGCCCACAGCCUGUGCUUCAACUGCGCUCACCGCAUCCUGGUGUCGCACUGCUCCACCAACGAGCCCGUCGAGUCCAUCUCCGCCUUCCAGUGCCCCACCUGCCGCUACGUCAUCACGCUCAGUCAGCGCGGCCUGGAGGGGCUCAAGCGCAAUGUGACCCUGCAGAACAUCAUCGACCGCUUCCAGAAGGCCUCCCUGAGCGGGCCCAACUCCCCGAGCGAGAGCCGCCGCCAGCGGCCCCACAGCAGCACCGCGCGCAGCAGCCCGGCCAGCGCCAUGUCCCUGGAGCGCGUCGGCUGCCAGUUCUGCGAGCAGGACCCGCCGCGGGAGGCGGUCAAGACGUGCGUCACCUGCGAGGUGUCCUACUGCGACCGCUGCCUGCGAGCCACGCACCCCAACAAGAAGCCGUUCACCAGCCACCGGCUCGUCGAACCCGUGCCCGACGCGCACCUGCGCGGCCUCACCUGCCUGGAGCACGAGAACGAGAAGGUGAACAUGUACUGCGUCGUGGACGACCAGCUCAUCUGCGCCCUGUGCAAGCUGGUGGGCCGCCACCGGGACCACCAGGUGUCUUCGCUGAGCGACCGCUUCGACAAGCUCAAGGCUUUUCAAGUGAGCCCCGGCAGACUAUCUGAAGCUGUUAUCAUGGAGGCGUCAAAGACGAGCGCAGCGCAAACCCUGGAGAACAACCUGACGAACCUGGUGAAGAGGAACAGCGAGCUGGAGAACCAGAUGGCCAAGCUCAUUCAGAUCUGCCAGCAGGUGGAGGUGAACACGGCCAUGCACGAAGCCAAGCUGGUGGAGGAGUGUGACGAGCUGGUGGAGAUCAUUCGCCAGAGGAAGCAGGUCAUCGCUGUCAAGAUCAAGGAAUCUAAGGUGAUGAAGCUGCGCAAGCUGGCCCAGCAGAUCGCCAACUGCCGCCAGUGCCUGGAGCGCUCGAGCGCCCUCAUCACGCAGGCCGAGCACAGCCUGAAGGAGAACGACCACGCCCGCUUCCUGCAGACCGCCCGCAACGUGGCCGAGAGGGUCGCCAUGGCCACAGCGUCCUCCCAGGUCUUAAUCCCCGACGUGAACCUGAACGACGCCUUCGACACCUUCGCCCUGGAUUUCUCUAGGGAGAAGAAGAUCCUGGAGGGCCUGGAUUACCUCACUGCUCCGAACCCGCCCAGCAUACGGGAGGAGCUCUGCACGGCUUCCCAUGACACCAUCACUGUCCACUGGAGCUCGGAAGACGAGUUCAGCGUCAUCUCCUACGAGCUGCAGUACACCAUCUACACGGGCCAGGCCAACUUCAUCAGUCUGUACAACUCCGUGGACAGCUGGAUGAUCGUGCCCAACAUCAAGCAGAACCACUACACGGUGCACGGCCUGCAGAGCGGCACCCGCUACGUCUUCUUCGUCAAGGCCAUCAAUCAGGCGGGCAGCCGCAACAGCGACCCAGCGCGUCUCAAGACCAACAGUCAGCCCUUCAAGCUGGACCCCAAGACGGCCCACAAGAAGCUGCGGCUGUCCAACGACUGCCUGACCAUGGAGAAGGAUGAAAGCUCCCUGAAGAAGAGCCACACGCCCGAGCGCUUCAGCAGCACGGGAGCCUACGGAGCCGCCGGCAACGUCUUCAUCGACAGCGGCUGCCACUACUGGGAGGUGCUGCUGGGGGCCUCCACAUGGUAUGCGGUGGGCGUGGCCUACAAGUCGGCACCCAAAAACGAGUGGAACGGGAAGAACUCGUCGUCAUGGGUAUUCUCGCGCUGCAACAAUAACUUCAUGGUGCGCCACAACGGCAAGGAGAUGCUGGUGGAGGCCAGCCUGCAGCUGCGGCGUCUGGGCGUGCUGUUGGACUACGACAACAACGCUCUCUCCUUCUACGACGCCAUGAACUCGCAGCACCUGCACACCUUCGACAUCUCCUUCCUGCUGCCGGUGGUGCCCACCUUCAUGAUCUGGAACAAGUCGGUGAUGAUCCUGUCAGGCCUGCCCGUGCCCGACUUCGUGGACUGCCCAGAGCAGCAAGAGGGCGUGUGUCGACCGCAGGAGUCGCCCUAUGGGUCGAGUAUGAAGGGCUGUCACUGAGACCCGUUCCCGAGACCCUCCCCAUUUGCCACCCAUUUCAUUUCACUCUUUUUUUCACCCCCCAUCUUCUUUCAUGGAUGAGCAUUGCUUACCUUUGCAGUUUAACGAACCCUGUUGUGUUUGAGUUUCGACUGCAAAAGUUUUACUUGCAUAAUGUGACUACUAGUCUUGUAAAAUAAGAAAUUAAUGACUAUUAAAAAACACAAAUGUAUAUUAUUUAUGAAUAAUAAGUUGGGUUGCUUAUCUGUCAGUUUCAAUGUAUUUAUAAUGCACUUUUUAGAUUUAAUUUCCCCAGUGUGUAAGAAAAAGAAAAUUGGGAAUGGGUUGUAUUUCUUUGUCAAGUUUAGUAGUAUAUAGAAGCUUUAUCUUAUAUAGAGACGGGAAAUAAUUUUAUUGUUACUGCUAUUUUUUACCAGGGGCAACUGUGUUAGUAAAAUGACGCAUCUCCACGAUGGAGAAGAUGGGUGUUGUUUGAAAGUUGAGCUUCAUUGCAUGUUCAGUAGUUUCUCUGUGAUUUGUCCACAACAGGUCCUUUUGUCUUGCUUUUUAAUUUUGCUUUUGUUUGUUUGGAAAGCAUGACUCAUCACCGCGACACGAGCAUGAUCCAACGGUCCAGUACGUUGCAGCGUCGAGCGCUUCGUUUCAUCACGUCUCUUCCGUCUUACCCAAGAGCGGUGGUCCCAGCUGGUGUGGAAAGUACAGUCCUGCCCCUGCGUUCAUUCCCAUUGGGCUCGAGCUGAGUUUCAGCGCAGCCUACAUUCCCAGCAAGACCAGACGUUCUUUGUUUCCUUGAGAUCAGCUGUGAGACACAUGACAGGUCCUGACAUGCAGAAGUCUCUGAGAAUAUUACUUUCUUGUCUUUCCACUUGUAAGAUCUGAAGCAGUCUUCCAGAUAAGUCGCGAGGUUUCUUCACCUUCCUUUGGCACGCAGGGAGAACAUAUCGUUUCCAGGUUUCAAGUAUGUCUGAAUCCCACAGAGCAAUAUUUUUCCUCUCUGCUCAGCAUCAGAGGCCAUGUCCAUUAGUCCAUGUGUUCAUGACUUUGUGGAAAGUAAGCGAACUCGAGUUUAUGUAAUUUCAAAGCUUUUUUUUUUUUUUUUUUAAUUUCUCAGCUUUUUACAAUUUAUGGCGCGUGACUUUCCUGAGAAGCGUUUUCUAAAUGAUACUCAGACAAUCAGCUGGAGUAAGAGAGCGGAGAGGAGCCGCGAUCCGUGUGUCCCAGUGGUCAGCGUGAGAUUGCAGGCCUUCCAUGAAACACAAGCCAAGAAGGGACCUCCGUUUUGGCCGAUGGGUGCGGGCUGGUAGAUGUAGCUCUGACGGACACGCGUCGUUCCCACCCGUGUCCUCGGCCUCAUGUCGCACAUACUUCAGCGCACGCUUUCUCCACACAGAAUGUAGACCUGCGUUUUUCUUCUGUUUUCAGUGUGUGUUUUUUGGUUCUCGUUGCGGAGUAAAAGCACAGAAUGUCUCAGCCAGGCUUGCUCGGCGCACACCGUUAGCCGACUGGCCGUCGCUUAAAGGCAGUGGGAGCUGCAGUUGGUGCUUGCGAAGCAAGAUGGGGAAACUUGAGAGCAGCAUCGGGGUCAGCACAGCGCUCCCAGCAUAACACGCGCCGCGGCCAGGAGGAACAAAGUCGAGGAGAAGCACGUCCUUCACCCGUUCUUCGUUUUUGGCCGUUCAGAAGACAAAUAUAUUGGAGAGGGGGGGGGAAAAAAAAAAAAAAAAAACUCAUAUUUGCUUAAUUCAGAACUAAAGUCAACAGUUCGGUUUAUUUGUGCCGGUAUACUUGACUGUUUGCUGCAUGAUCCAAGUCCGAGUGCAUACUGUGUACUACUUCAUAAUGUUUUGUACUAACAUUUGGAAUUGGUCAAAUGAUUAAAAUUCUUCUGUUCUUACAUAUCAGGUUUCUACAGUUUGUGCUUUUUUUGUGUUACAGGCAAAAGAAUACAGGUAACACUCUUUGUAGUGAACUGCUACAGUCAUAAAAAUGAUAGUAUUUUGCAUUUGCUGUGUUUCUUGAAAGAUUAUUUUUUUUUCCUCAUGCUCCAGAAAAAAGUGGCUGUUGAAAUCAACGCACUCCUCUCCUGAAGCAUUUAAAUCUCUCUACUGAUAUACUCGAAACAGCUGUGUGUAAAUUACUCUAUGCUUUCAUAGUUGUGUGAAUUUUAGCCAAAUAAGAAUGUAAAUCAAACGGGCAAAGUAUAUAAAAUGGCAUAAUAUAUGAACUAAUGUUAUUUAUGUGAACUUGAGUCAAAUUAAAACUG